Etheostoma spectabile (orangethroat darter) is the source of this 832-nucleotide messenger RNA. RefSeq lists its product as uncharacterized. The transcript has 7 exons. The record is from RefSeq and is a predicted model, not a curated record. The coding region runs from base 44 to 832 and encodes 262 amino acids. NCBI's taxonomy places the organism in Eukaryota, Metazoa, Chordata, Actinopteri, Perciformes, Percidae.
UGAGGAGCUAGGCUAGCUUUAGACACUGCCAGCAUCAGUGGCUAUGGCUUUUGGGUUUUGCCUUAGUGUGAUCUUGCUCCUCUCUGUGUGGACAACUGCAAAAUGUGAUAAUAUUCCCAAUGGAGUUCUUCAUAUGGAGUGUCGUGAUCGUUACUUCAUGAUCGCUUUUCUCUUCUACACUGGGAAUGAACCUUCCUUUGAGGCUGUUGAUGAGACAGGUGUGUACCCCAUCACUAAGCAGUAUGCAGCAAAGUGUGGCUACAGUGUCGCUGUUUUCCCAACAUCGGAACAUGUGGAGCUCCGAGCCUCUUACUUCAGCUGCCACACUGACAACAAGGAGGAUGAAGUGUUCACAUUCAACUUUAACCUGAUUGUGACACACAAAGGAAAGGAAGUUACCUAUGCUUUGAACAAGACCUGUUCUCCCUCGCUACCUUGGUCUCCCAGAGAGGUCACCUGUGAGAUCAACUACAUGGAAGUGAAUGGUGUUCCAGUAGAGGUGGUCCAUGCAACACUAUUCUCCAGACAAAGCUGGGUUUUAGUCAUGGUUGACCUGGUGGCUGCUUGCUCCAUGCACAAAGGAUCACAUGACAACCGUGGCCACAUUAUGUGGGAGACUCCUGAGGUACUGCAUCCAUUGGUGUCAGGUCAUAACCAGAUGCAGGUCAACAUUGGCGUCAAUGGUGAACUUGUGGAGCAGCCAGUUGCAGAGAAGAGAGGCUAUAUUGUGAAGCAGCACAACUCCACAGUUGAGAUCAGCAUCCCCUAUGAGGCUGAAGGAGGAUACAGGAAGGUCAGGAGGCAGGGUUAUUUUUCAUUACACAUGUUUUAA